CUUGAGAUGAACAAAGAAAGAAGAAAAACACAAAAUCAGAUGAGGGUUGCAGACAGAGGACAGUGGACCAGUAAAACUGAAUAUAUUCUGGUUGUUGCAGGAAAUGUGGUCGGUUUGGGCAAUGUGUGGAGAUUUCCUUACCUCUGCUACAAGUAUGGCGGAGGUGCCUUUCUGGUGCCAUAUGGUCUUCUAGCUGUGGUGUGCGGGAUGCCUCUGUUCCUGCUGGAGACUUCAACUGGUCAGUACACCCAGGAAGGGUUCAUCACCUGCUGGAGGAAACUGUGUCCACUGGCACAAGGAAUAGGAUAUGGACAUUUUGUGAUGAAAAUGUUUGACUUCACCUACAUUAUACUCCAAGCCUGGGCUCUCUUCUACCUGGUGUUUUCAUUCAAAUCCCAAAUCCCCUGGGCCAGCUGUGACAACCCCUGGAAUACAGUUAACUGUAUAGGUCUUCGGAGUUGGGAUUCUCCUUCAUCAAAUGUGACUGCAAAUCAGACCAUGUUGACCAACACCACUUCUGCUGCUGAUGAGUUCUGGGAACGGCGGGUUUUAGGCAUGUCUGGAGGGAUUGAAGAGCUGGGCAGUGUAAGAUGGGAGCUGGCAUUGUGUCUUCUGGUCUGCUGGGUGUUCUGCUACUUCAGUAUCUGGAUGGGUGUCAGAUCCUCUGGAAAGGUAGCAUACUUCACAGCCACUUUCCCCUACGUGAUGCUCCUGAUACUGCUCACCAGGGGACUGACUUUACCUGGAGCAUGGGAAGGAAUCCAAUUUUACAUGUAUCCAGACUUGAGCCGGCUGGCUAACCUUGAGGUCUGGAUGGAGGCAGGAUCUCAAAUAUGCUUCUCCUACAGUGUGGCUACAGGAACACUAAGUGUUUUGGGCAGCUACAAUGAGUACAACAACAACUGUUACAAAGACUGCUUUUGGCUCUGUCUGUUGAACAGCGGGACCAGUUUUCUUGCUGGAUUUGUCGUCUUCUCCGUACUUGGAUUCAUGGCUCAUGAACAGGGUGUUAGUGUUGACAAUGUUGCUGAUUCAGGUCCAGGUUUGGUCUUCAUUGCCUACCCUCAGGCUACAGCUAUGAUGCCUUUCCCACAGCUCUGGACUUCCUGCUUUUUCCUGAUGCUCAUUUUCAUCAGCGUUGACACUCAUUUUGUGGUAGUCGACUGUUUUAUCACCUCAAUAAGUGACUUGUUUCCGAAGCUCUUGCGUGCACCAGGAAGGUCUAAAAUCUUUGUUCUCCUCAUCUGUUUGUUCUUCUUCCUCGUACAACUGACCUUGGUUACUGAGGGAGGGAUUUACAUAUUCCAGCUCAUUGAUUAUUAUGGUUCCACCAGAGUCUGUCAUUAUUUUAUGGCUACAUCUCAGUGUCUGGCUCUGGCCUGGGGUUUUGGUGCUGACAAUGUUGUUAACAUUAUUGAGGACAUGACAGGGCAGAGACUAUCUGUUUUCUUCAAACUGUGCUGGAAAUACAUCAUUCCUCUGCUGUCGCUGAUUUCCUUUAUUUUGUACCUGGUUGGCUACACACACCUCAAGUUUAACAACUGGUACAUGUACCCCAAUUGGGCGUACACACUAGGAUGGACCAUGACACUGUCCUCUGUUCUCAUGGUGCCACUGUGGGUAGUUGGACAAAUGUGUUUGACAUCAGGAACAUUCAGACAGCGUUUUGACACCCUUUGUCGUCCUGCUGAAGAUCCAGCUUGGCGGGGAAGAAAAAUGGGACAGGAGGGGACGUCUGUGGAACUGACGACGUCUGCAGUGACAGCUUAA
Messenger RNA from Xiphias gladius (swordfish), 1770 nucleotides. RefSeq names its product sodium- and chloride-dependent betaine transporter-like. Gene Ontology annotation, biological process: sodium ion transmembrane transport. The coding region runs from base 7 to 1770 and encodes 587 amino acids. The transcript has 14 exons. Gene Ontology annotation, cellular component: membrane. Lineage: Eukaryota; Metazoa; Chordata; Actinopteri; Istiophoriformes; Xiphiidae. The record is from RefSeq and is a predicted model, not a curated record.